CCCCCGGUCAGCGGGCGGUACUGGGCGGAGGGCGUGUCCCACCUCUAUGCGUCCUGGAUGUACCAGCUUCAGCAUGGCGGCCGGGUGAGGAUGUGCUUCGCCUGCUUCAGGACUGCCUUUCAGGAGCUUCGAGCGUUCCUGGAGUCCGAAGACUGGGAAGAUGAAGACUGGGACCCCGAGCUGAUGGACUACACGGAGGAGGGGUCUGAGCAGGAGUCGCCCCUGGGGCCGGGCCAGGGGCAGCCCGCCCUGGCCGCAGGGCCCGUGGAGUCCGAAGGGGUGGGCCUGCACCACCACUUUGUGCCCACGGAGCUGGAGCCUCAGGACGGCCCCCUGGGCCUGGGCGCCGAGGCAGCCGACUGGACUCAGGGCCUUCCCUGGCUUUUGGGGAGGCUUCCGGUCUGCUCGCACUGGCCCAGCCCGUCUCCUCCGAGGCAGGGGUUCUUCAAGGCGGACCUGCCCCCGGGGGAGCCCAUGGUGUUGAAGCUGGGCACCACCCAGGCCAUGGACCCCGCCGAGGCCAGGGCCUGGUUGCUGGACCUGCAGGUCCUGUACAUAGUGGGCUGCUAUGACGCCGUCUACCUGCGGAAGAUGAAGGCGGCGUGGGCCCUGCAGACCCCAGGCCAGUGCUGGGAGCUGCUGCUGGAGCCGGAUGAAGUGUGGGUGGUGCAGUACCAAGACGCCCCCCAGAAGCAAGAGCUGCACCGGUGGAAGCUGAGCGUUCUGGAAUCCUCCCCUUCAGGGGAGGAUGAAGAGCUGGUCCCUGCGGACUCAGCCCUGCUCAAGAGGGGGUUCACCGUUCUCUCCUAUUUACCCAGGGCCGUGAGGGAGGCAGAGGAGGGGGCCUCAGCCUCUAGGCCACAGUCCUGGCCCCUGGGGUGGGAUCCCAUUGGCGGCGGCGGCAGCAGCGGCGGCGGGCUCUGGGGGCCUGGGGAGGGCCUGGCUGUCGUGGGAGCCUCUGCCCUGGGGGAGCUGCCACGCUUCCAGCCCCUCGGCCCAGGGCCCCAGAACUGAGGGACCGAGGCCCCGGGUGGUCACCAUUGUCCUGGCUUCCCCAGGACACUGGAGGCUGGGCAGGCCUGGCCGCCGCCUCGCCGCAACAACCGGGGUGGCACCUGGCGAGGGAUGGGGACUUGGGCCUGUGGGGGAAGAAUGGUGAGUGGUCUGGGCGCUGAGAAAUGGGACCCGCCACAGCAUCAGGUAGAAGGGUCCAAACCCCUGUAACAGAAGUUUUCUGUCCGAUGUCACGGAAUCAGGAAAUUGAGGUUAUUCAGGAUGUGCUGUGGAACAUGUGAAAGGCAGGAGUGAUGCAGAUCUGUGCACCUGGCCGGGGUGGAGGGGACAUCUUAAGUGUGACACAGCUGCAGGGACACGCUGGGGUCUGAGUGCUUGCCUCUACCCAGGGGCCUCUGGGCUCCUCUGGGCCCCAUUAUCAGCACUGGGGGCUCUGCAGCAGGAAAGACCUUGUUUCAAACAUUUCCUACUUUAUGCAGUUUGGCUGUUUAGUUCCCGUUUAUUUGUGUGUCAUUUUUAACAAAAUAAAGUCAGAGAGUUUUGCACCAAGCUGUUGCCCGGAGCUCUUCCUCAGAAAGUCCUUGUUGGUUCACCUGUCGUCUGCCCUCAGGGACCGAUCAAUCCUGGCCACCCCUGCUGAGCCCUCGGAGUUGACCAGGAUGACUGAGAAAAUCUAUAGCUUCCCAGUGAGUGAUGGUUAGGAAGCCUGAGGGUGACCCUGUCUGGGUCUUUCCUAUUUUAUUUCUUAGGAAGGACAGAGGCUGGGGCCAGAGAAAGUCUUUCUGGAAGAGUAGAAGCCCUGGUGGGCAGUGUCUGUUUUCCCGCCUACCUCCAGAUACUCCCAGAACCAAAUGAAUGUUCAGUCAAAGUCCCAGGCUUGGUUUAUGGAACUUUGGACCCAGCACGCACAUACACAUGCCCGUUGACACUAACUCACACCAAUGAUCUACAUGACACGGGCCCGCGCCACGCAGACCUUUGGGUGAAUAGGAUGUUGGUAAAUUGCCAUGUCAACACUUCACAUUUGUGCGAUGACUCUUCUGUGAUUGGUGCGGGGCGCAGUCAAUCACUGAAGAUUUAAUGAGCCCUGCUGUGUGCCACAUGCACCCUGUUCCAGGCACAAGGGUCACAGAACAGAUGGAGAGUUCCCCGCGGGGGAGUUUCCAGUCCUCGGAGGAGCAGGGUGAUGAAAAAUGGGGCUGAGGAUGGAGAAGGUGGUGAGGGAGGAACCUCAGCUGUGCCCAGGGGGGCACCGUCCAGAGAGCCGGUCCUUCCAGCCCACCCCUCCUUGUCUCACUUGCUUUGCGCACCUGCUGACCUCUGUCGCCUCUGUCCUUCCAAGGGACCUGGACACUGCAGGGCGGAAGCCUAUCCACGUGCUCUGCCGCGUCUCAGCAGAGGUUUGUGGGACCAGUCUCUCUUCUCAUCCUCUGGUCAUCAUGCACUUAUAGACUGUCCUUUUAUUUUUUAAUUUUUUUAAUUUUAAUUUUAAUUUUUUGUUUUUUUAGGG
Sus scrofa (pig) is the source of this 2524-nucleotide messenger RNA. RefSeq names its product testis-expressed protein 19.2. The record is from RefSeq and is a predicted model, not a curated record. Gene Ontology annotation, biological process: spermatogenesis; male gonad development; placenta development. Gene Ontology annotation, cellular component: nucleus; cytoplasm. NCBI's taxonomy places the organism in Eukaryota, Metazoa, Chordata, Mammalia, Artiodactyla, Suidae.